AUGGCGAGAUCUACCUGGAAAUCCCUUGCCAGAAAAGGCACCGAAGGCACCACACUGCCACCUCCCCGAGCUCCCCGUCGAACUGUUCAGUCAAGACGCACAAUUGCAGACUCGGAAGGAAGUGACGACGAAAUCGUUGUACGCUCCUCCUCUCGAAUCGCAAAAGGUGUCGCUUUGCCAAAGAUCUCUGCAAUGGAGCGAUCUUUGUUUAAGAAGGAGAAGGCAUCCCACAGUUCCAACGAUUCCGUCAAGUCAUCAACCUCCAACACAUCACGAGAGUCUUCCCUGGGUAUUGAUACCCCAGGCACAACACCGGCAAUGUCCAUCCGCGAGACUGGUGUAUCGAAACGUAAGAGAUCGUCGCUUGGAAAGAUGCUGCUCAAGAUUGAAGAUUCGGAGGAGGAGGAAGAUGAAGACGAUGUGAUAUUGGCAAUGCGUCUACAAGAGGAGGAAUACGCCCUGGGAGGUGCUUCAGAGCCGGUCAAGAAGCGGACAAAGAUGAUGAUUGAGGACUCCGAGGAUGAUGAUCCGCUCAGUGAACUUGAAUCGAUCAGCUCGAUUGAUGUCCCACUGRGAAAGACGGUUUCGAAGCCGCGGUUUUCAAACGCUAAGAGCGUCAAGGCAGAGGCAUCCCGCGGUAGGAAGACUCGUAUCGCAAGCAUUAAGGCCCGCUCAUCGAUCAAGACGAAGAUUGAGGACAGCGAAGAAGACGGACUUGGUGACAGUGAUGAAUUUGAAAUUGCAGACUCAGAGGAGGCAGCAUCAACCGGUGGUAGUGAAACCGAGUCCGACGUUCCUUUGGCAUCCUCGACUGCACGAUCUCACGGCCGCGCACGGCCUGCUCAACAUGGCAACAUCACCACAGCAGGCGCUCAGGCUAUACGCGCAGACCUGACUAGUAUCAUGACGAGAGGCGAUCGCGCUCGUGCUAAGCGCACAGAGCGUGAGCGUAAGAAGUUGGAGAAGGCGCAUCCAGUGAUCAAGACGAUGUGGAAGGAUUUGGAGAAGAUUCCCGUCAUCAAGCCAGUUCCAGCUGAACAGCCGACCAGCAUCAACCGAAAGCUGAAGCAGUUUCAACUUGAAGGCCUUAACUGGAUGAUUCGACAGGAAAAGACCGAAUACAAAGGAGGCCUUCUGGGUGAUGAAAUGGGCAUGGGCAAGACAAUCCAAGCAGUCUCUCUCAUUAUGUCCGAUUGGCCACAGAAGGAGCCAACUCUUGUUGUGGUUCCACCGGUUGCUCUCAUGCAAUGGUCGGCUGAGAUUACAGAUUACACCGAUGGCAAGCUCAACGUGCUCGUAUACCACGGACAAAAUGGCAAGGUCAAGAACAUGAACCAAAAGGAGCUGAAGAAGUUUGAUGUCAUCAUGAUCUCAUACAAUUCACUGGAGUCCCUCUACAGGAAGGAGACGAAGGGCUGGACUCGCGGAGAGGACAUCAUCAAGGAGGACUCGCCCAUUCAUGCCAUCAAGUUCCAUCGUCUCAUCCUGGACGAAGCCCACAGCAUCAAGUCACGCACGACUGGUGUUGCAAAGGCAUGCUUUGCUCUGUCUGGCACUUACAAGUGGUGCUUGUCCGGAACGCCCGUACAGAAUCGCAUCGGCGAAUUCUUCUCGUUGCUCAGAUUUCUGGAGGUCCGCCCAUUUUCAGAGUACUUUUGCAAGCGUUGCCCUUGCCAUAUGAUACAUUGGAGUCUGGAUGAGGAGCAUCGUUGCAAGGAGUGCAAGCAUACUGGUAUGGAGCAUGUUUCGGUAUUCAACCAGGAGCUGCUCAAUCCCAUCACGCAGUCUGAGGAAGCGAGCGAUCGUUCUGCUGCAAUGGACAAGCUGCAGAUGAUCACAGCUCGCAUCAUGCUUCGUCGGGUGAAGCGUGAUUACACCAGCUCGAUGGAAUUGCCGCCCAAGGAAGUCAUCGUUCACAAUGAAUUUUUCGGCGAGAUUGAAAAAGACUUUUCCUCGUCAAUCAUGACCAACACCGCACGCACGUUCGACACCUACGUCUCUCGUGGGGUCAUGCUCAACAACUAUGCCAACAUUUUCGGUCUGAUCAUGCAGAUGCGUCAAGUUGCCAAUCAUCCUGAUCUCCUGCUGAAGAAGCAUGCUCAUGAGGGGCAGAACGUGCUUGUUUGUAACAUCUGCGACGAGGUGGCUGAGGAGGCCAUCCGCUCACAGUGCAAGCACGACUUCUGCCGCGCUUGCGUCAAGAACUACAUGCAAGCUGUCGAGAAUGACGGUGGCGAGGCUGAUUGCCCACGUUGUCACAUUCCCCUCUCGAUCGACUAUGACCAGCCGGAGAUUGAGCAARACGAGGAUGUUGUCAAGAAGUCAUCCAUCAUCAAUCGCAUCAAGAUGGAGGAUUGGACCUCUUCGACGAAGAUUGAGAUGCUCAUCUACGAUCUUUACAAGCUGCGCUCGAAGAAGCAGACGCUCAAGUCCAUCAUUUUCUCGCAGUUUACUUCUAUGCUGCAGCUGAUUGAGUGGCGUCUGCGUCGGGCAGGCUUCAACACGGUCAUGCUUGAUGGCUCCAUGACUCCAAUCCAGCGGCAGAAGAGUAUUGAGCAUUUCAUGACGAACCCAGAGUGCGAGAUCUUCCUGGUGUCGCUCAAGGCUGGUGGUGUGGCUUUGAACUUGACGGAAGCUUCCAGAGUAUUCAUUGUUGAUCCUUGGUGGAAUCCAGCAGCUGAGUGGCAGUCGGCCGAUCGCUGCCAUCGCAUCGGGCAGAGACGUCCUUGUGUCAUCACACGUCUGUGUAUUGAGGAUUCGGUGGAAUCUCGUAUGGUGGCCCUCCAAGAGAAGAAGGCCAAUAUGAUUAAUGGAACGAUCAACAACGACAAGUCCAGCAUGGAGAAGUUGACGCCAGAGGACAUGCAGUUCCUCUUCCGAGGAACUUGA
This is a messenger RNA of Ramularia collo-cygni, 2889 nucleotides long. Its product is annotated as related to DNA repair protein RAD16. Gene Ontology annotation, molecular function: ATP-dependent chromatin remodeler activity; ATP binding; metal ion binding. The transcript is spliced from 4 exons. The record is from RefSeq and is a predicted model, not a curated record. The coding region runs from base 1 to 2889 and encodes 962 amino acids. NCBI's taxonomy places the organism in Eukaryota, Fungi, Ascomycota, Dothideomycetes, Mycosphaerellales, Mycosphaerellaceae.